AUAUCGUGACGAUGCCUGAACCAGCGAAGCCUGCGCCCAAGAAGGGCUCCAAGAAAGCGGUGGCGAAGGCCCCCGGUAAGGCCGGAAAGAAGAGGAGAAAGUCCAGGAAGGAGAGCUACGCCAUCUACGUGUACAAGGUGCUGAAGCAGGUCCACCCCGACACUGGGAUCUCCUCCAAGGCCAUGGGCAUCAUGAACUGCUUCGUGAGCGACAUCUUCGAGCGCAUCGCCGGUGAGGCCUCUCGUCUGGCUCAUUACAACAAGCGCUCCACCAUCACCUCCAGGGAGAUUCAGACCGCCGUCCGCCUGCUGCUGCCCGGGGAGCUGGCUAAACACGCCGUGUCUGAGGGCACCAAGGCCGUGACCAAGUACACCAGCUCCAAGUAAACGACUCUAAGGAGACAUCAAAGCAACGGCUCUUUUAAGAGCCACACACUUUCUCUAUGGAGACAAACUGUCCUGACUCUAACGACAUGUCCAUCAAUAGUUAAAUAUCCACUUUUAAAUAAUACUGUAACUGUGGUUAAUUGGAUCAUGGUUGAAUUUAAUAAUUUGGGUUCAUAAUGAAUUAGUUUUAUCGUCCCACUUAUUCAUGCUCUGAAUCAUUUAAGAAAUAUGUUACAGAUAUAAAUGACCAGGAUCAGUUCUGUUGGAAAUAAAGUGUGCAAAUAUCUGAAUAUAUAUUUAUAGUCUCUAUAAGGAAAAUUGCCUUAAACUAUAGGGCAAAUCAUUUCCACACAUUCCCGUAAUACACCAAGUAAAGUCCAGUGAUCUGAAUACUGCUGGAAUUUUGUAUCAAGCUGGAAGGAAAUGUUUGAGAUACAAGAUGGAUCUGGAUGGUUUAGCAAUUUUGUCAACUUCCCUAAAGGCGAUU
This is a messenger RNA of Hippoglossus stenolepis (Pacific halibut), 873 nucleotides long. Its product is annotated as histone H2B. Gene Ontology annotation, molecular function: protein heterodimerization activity; structural constituent of chromatin; DNA binding. Gene Ontology annotation, cellular component: nucleosome. The record is from RefSeq and is a predicted model, not a curated record. The transcript has a single exon. Lineage: Eukaryota; Metazoa; Chordata; Actinopteri; Pleuronectiformes; Pleuronectidae. The coding region runs from base 12 to 386 and encodes 124 amino acids.